CUCGAGAUAAUAAUUCAAGAUGGAUAGAAAUAAAGAGAUUUUCUACGAAACUAUGGAAAAUCCUUUGUUAUCAAUUUUUGGAAAUCAUUUAUCUCGAACGAUCAUCGUUUCUUUUUUACGUAGUAAACGCUAUUUUAAACCGCAAUCGGUCAUCACUUAGCACGAUGACUUUUUUUGUCACUCCGAGCAAUGAAAAUGAUGCCGGGUUUAGCGACAUUCAAGUUUUCUCAAUUUGCUAUUCACCCAACAAUAUUAUUGACCUUUGUAUAGGAUACUUUUAUUUAUGAAAUUUUCACGGUACACUCAAGGUUACUAGAUUAUUCGGGGAAGGCAUUUACGAGAGACGGUAACAACUCAGUAAACAACUCAACUAUUCCCAACUUCAGAUAGAGCAUAACAAUUGCGUUCCGCGUAUAUACGUGUGUGUAUAUAUCCGUAUGUUUUGCUGUUGUGCCCUUCCCUCUUCGCCACAAAAGAUCGCGAGAAUUGAUAUAUUCAUAUAGACUCUGUGUUUCGCCACGACCAUAAGUUGUCUGUCAAAGUCGAUGGACGACCGUCCAUGAAAAUAAGUUCAUGCUGUUGUAUUUUCAAGGUAGUGAGUUUCGUAUGAAAACACUGGCGCCACAAGUGACAGGUGCAAUGAAGUUUUCUAGGGUCAUUAAAUUUUACAAAGAUGGUAUCCAUGUUAAUUCUUCAUGCGGAGGGUUAGUGACCUAUAUUCAGUGUGGACUAGGGUACAUCUCUGUGGCGCUCCCGUCGCGAGCAGUGAGAUGAGAACUCUCCCCCUGGCCAUUUUGGAAAAAGAGAUAUGUCGUAUCGGAGCACCGAGCGUCAACAGUAUUGUGUUUAUCGUUCGGUCAAUUUGACACAUCUCAAGCACGAAUAAAUAAAGCAAAUCACCAUAAUAUCACGAAGUAUCGUUUCGUUUUAGUGAACGCGAGUGACACGUGGCAAAACAACGUUUGAAGACUGGUGAAAAAAAUACCCAUUUAAACGCGCACAUACACACGACACUCUUAUCUACCUAAAUCGGCAGACACGUAUAACAAUUAGAAAAAAAAACAUCAAAAUCUUGGGUCCGUGAACGAUGAAUCGUACGGACGGUUUAGUGCAGAGAAGACGAGUGGUAAAUAGCAGUAGCAGUAGCAGUGGACUCGGCCAGGAUGGCAAUCACGAACAGCCCGGUCAGAAUGAACAGUCCUCCGGAAAUCAACAAGAGUCCGACAAUAAUUUACAAAAAGAUCUCAAUUCGAAUCCAACCAUUGAUGAGGAUUCUGACAAAGCGACAAGGCUCACACUUAUGGAAGAAGUCUUGCUUCUCGGUCUCAAAGAUAAAGAGGGUUAUACAUCGUUCUGGAAUGAUUGUAUAAGUUCUGGUUUGCGUGGUUGUAUACUAGCAGAAUUGGGUCUACGAGGACGAGUAGAGUUAGAAAAAGCUGGUAUGCGCAAAAGAGGAUUGUUGUCAAGGAAGCUUUUACUGAAAAAUGAUGCACCUACAGGCGAUGUUUUGCUGGAUGAAGCAAUCAAACGACUCAAAGAAUAUGAUCCACCAGAGCCAGUACAAAGUUGGAUAGAAUAUUUGAGCGGUGAAACGUGGAACCCUUUAAAAUUGCGGUACCAGUUGAAAAAUGUUAGAGAACGAUUAGCCAAGAAUCUUGUUGAAAAAGGUGUAUUGACAACAGAAAAACAAAACUUCCUUCUAUUCGAUAUGACAACGCAUCCACUUACUGACAACUUAGCCAAAACGCGUCUCGUCAAAAAGAUCCAGGAAGCCGUACUAUGUCGUUGGGUCAAUGACGCCAGUCGCAUGGACCGUCGCACUUUAGCGUUAGUAAUACUCGCACACGCUGCUGACGUUUUGGAAAACGCGUUCGCUCCAUUAUCCGAUGACGAUUAUGAAGUCGCGAUGAGACGCGUUCGGACUCUUUUGGAUCUUGACUUUGAAGCCGAGGCUGCAAAGCCUAAUGCGAAUCCCGUUUUAUGGGCGGUGUUCGCCGCAUUUACCAAGUAAAUUUUAUCAGCGCAAAGAACAACACUUUAGACGAAGUAUCAAAGAGAGAAAACAGAAAACGAAAAAAAGAAACACUCACGUACCCACACACACACACAGACACAUACAAGGUACGAAGUUUCGGUAACUUAAAAAAAUAUAGCGCGAAAAUUGAAACAAAUUCAUGAAAAUGUGGGAUCAUUUUUUCUUCCCGCUAAUUCAUCAGUUUCGAGCAUGAUUUCGUACUGUUGAGAUCGUUAAUCGGACGGAAAAUGAGUAAAAACCGUCAACGCUCGAGAUAUUAAUGAACAUGGUUCUUUUUUCACACUUUCAAUGUCCCUUCAAUUGGCAAACUUCCAUUAUUUCCAAAUUCGAAAAUAGAGAGAUCGAGAAAGAGAAAGAGAUGGGAGUAAAGGAAGAAAGAAGUAAUACGAUCAUCAGAGUGGUUCAUUUUCGUGUUUUUACUUUUAUUUUUCGCUAAUUAUAAAACCGUCCGUCGAGUUCGUAUUGAAAUUCGCGAAUGAAUUAAGUAUUUGAAGAAAGAACCGACAUUGCUCAUUAGUAUUUAAAAAAAUUCAAGAUCAGAAAAUAAUUUCAUGAUCGACUCUCUUGUGAUCUUUCAAUACUUCGUGAUGACGUUUCGGCAAAAUUUUCAUUUACAAGCGAAUUUUUUUCAAUAAAAAUAAAAUUGAACAAUCCAUAGCUUUGAAAAACAAAAAAAAUUAACCACUCUCGUGUGUUCAUCGGCAGUCUUCGAGGUGCAGACUACUUUCGGGGUGUCAUGUGAAAUGAACGGGGGUUUUGUUAGCUGCGAGUGAUAAAAAUCUUAGUGAACGAAAUAUAAAAUUGUCCAAUACUUUCGUUGUUGCGAAAUGAAACUCAACAAUCAGCCUAAACUUAUAUUCUGACUGAAACUGAACGAAAAUUUAUCGUAAUUAUUUUUUAUUUAUGAGACCGAGCGUAAAGACAUUGAGCUUAAUAUUGAACACUCUUUGGCACUGAAGCAUAUCCAGUUAACCAAAGAAUUUUUUGUAAGUUACAAAAGUAAAUGAGAGGAUAAAACACGACUUUCAUUCCGCUUCCGCUCUGUGGGAAUUUAUCGGUUCAUUCGUUAUCUUCAUUUACCACCACUUUUUAAAUAUUUUUAUUUUGAUUGUCUGCUUGUCAAUCAUUUCAUUCGUGCGGGACGGCGAAACUGUUCCGUUCAACUUCAAAAUUAUAUGCUUCAUACAACGGUCUUUUUUUCGUUUAAAAUAUUUUUUUUUAUUCCCGAAAAUAUCUAUAUACGUACUUUUCGGAAAAACGUUUGUCGUUGGUCGUAUCGAAUGACGGGAACGGUGCAUUAGGCGAGCCUGAAAAAUCAUUGGAUAAAAGCCAUUCAUAAAUUCGUACGAUGCUCGCUGGCCGAGCACAUUUCAUGGGUCGUUUUCCGCUCGUUUUUUUAUCGUUAGUGUCGAAAGUUCUUUCACCCUUCGAUUAAGGCAGCGCGAGAGAUUUUUAUUAUCCUAAAUAUGAACUACCAAUGAAGAUAAAAAAAAAAAACGAAAUUUCUUCGCAUCAUUUUAUGGUUGAUCGAUAAUACCUGAUAGAUUGAUUGUAGCGACGAUUUUCUCCUAUCGGUACACACCAAUUGAACCACAAAAACCACAUUUCUAUCAUUAAAAAUUCCCCCCCUGAAGUAUUUAUCAUCGUAACGAUAACGCACCGAUGAAAACGUUUGCAAAAACAUAGAAAAUCAUUGUCGAUUUUUCUCAUUUGUCACAAUCAAUCAAAAGUAUAUAAUUGAACAAUCAAACGUUCAAACUACCCAUUAAUGAAAAGACUCAAACUAGAUUAUUUAAAAUGAAAUUUUCUUGGGCAAACAGUUUGAAGAAAAAGAAAAAUUUUCAUUACAAAUUAUUGAAGUGGCCUAGAAAUUGGUAAAAGAACGUUCAUUAGUAUGGUUGAAAGAUGACAAGUUCAUUCAAUAUCGUUGAUGAGCCCAUUUUUGAGGAGUGAUUGCAAAAAUGAGCUUUGCAACAAGGUAUAUUGAAUGGAGAGAAGAUAAACGAAAAAAAACCAUAAUGCAUCAUGACACUUUGACGAGUCUGUACAUCAGUAAUCUUUUGUGUGAGAAUUUAAGUUGUGCUGACUUCUUUAAUUACAAUCCGAAUGACAGAGCCAAAUGUAAAAAAAGGAAAACAAUGCAUUAUUAGGGUAAAUGAAAAAAAACCGCCUCUUGGCCGUGUACCAAAACUGUUUAUAUCGAGGUUUAUAUACAAGCGUAUUCUGUUUGUACGGAGGUGUAUAUGUGCAUUUGAUGUGUGGGUGUGCGCGCGCGUGAAAAUGUGUGAUUAACGAGGAUUCAGGACAUCAAAGAUGAAAUCGCAUCUUCACUCGUAGCUCUGUGUGUACAUCUACAAGGUUGUUUACCGUUUGCCUUGUACAACGAGAGCGCAUUGUCGAAGCAAUAACGCUGUAGCACCUUCCUUUUUUUUUUCUUUUAUACUUUCACACUCUCUCAUUCAGAUUGAUCUUUGUUGCCAUUGUCCCAUGAUAAAUAUUCUUCUCAUAGAUUAUAAAAAAUGUUUUUAAAAAACACUUUGAAAUCAUUCCAUAAACGAGUUAUCUCGAGGAGAUAACUCGAUCGAUGCAAUUCGCAAUGUUCUGUUCGGUUUACAAACUUUUUCGACGCUUGGUACGUUGAUGAAAAUUUUUCCAUAUUUUCCCUCAAAAAUGAAAUUUAAACUUACGUCGUCCAUACAAAAGCUUCAAAUAGUUACCGACAGAAUCGAACUAAAUAUCGAUCUCUGUGGUAAUUCAAGCCUUCUCUUUACUUUGUCAGAUCAGUUGAGAAAUGGGCAAACGGUCAUCACAAUUUUUUUUCCGGCUCCCAGCAACGUGCGGCGGGCAACACACGCGUCUCGUUUUUCUUCAUUAUAUUUUUAUGAUCAACGUACCCUGUUUCUCGAAAAAAUUGACUGUUUUAUUGUCUUCACCAGUCGGUUUUAUUUAUAUGCAUAUUUGUAGCGAUAUUGUUUUUGACGAAAGAAAUAACAUCGACCCAGUCGUCGCAUUGUAUCACGAAAACUGUGAUUUCUUUCAGUUUUUCCUUCUUUCAUUCGCGAUAACUCACCUCAAAUUGAUGAUCCACCUCCUGAAAGUUUGACACUUCACUUCUGUCUGUGCAUUAAAAAGUGACGGACAAUGUGUAAUAGAAUGAGAAAAGCGCAUAAAUUUAUAAAAUUAUUGUAAAAAAGAAGAGGAAAAAAAAGAAACAGAAAAUCGAGAAAAAAGAAUAUCGUACACAGAAAGUAACGCCGAUUCGUGAGUUGGAACACUGCAGUCUUGUUCCAAACUUACGAUUCCUCGAACCCCUCACGAUACAUUCAAAUUUAAUGGCGAACUUAGCUGUUAUAUACAUAUAUAAAUAUUAACAUUAUUAUUAUUAUUUUGAGAUCGUGAUAAGAGAUGUGUAAGAUUGACUUUCGUUUCAAUGAUUAUUUCGCAUUAUUUCAUAUAAAUUAUGGUAGGUAAUUGUACAAAAAAUAACAAGAAACCUUUACAGAUCAGAUUGAAUAUUAUCAUGUAUUUACAAAUAUACUUAAUAUCAUUAUUAUUAGGUACUGUAUUAUUAUAAGUAUAAUAAAAAUGAUUAUUGUUCGGAAUA
Venturia canescens is the source of this 5639-nucleotide messenger RNA. It is a transcript of the gene sau, whose product is annotated as Golgi phosphoprotein 3 homolog sauron. Gene Ontology annotation, cellular component: Golgi cisterna; trans-Golgi network; cytosol. Gene Ontology annotation, biological process: Golgi to plasma membrane protein transport; retrograde vesicle-mediated transport, Golgi to endoplasmic reticulum; Golgi vesicle budding. The coding region runs from base 1088 to 2011 and encodes 307 amino acids. NCBI's taxonomy places the organism in Eukaryota, Metazoa, Arthropoda, Insecta, Hymenoptera, Ichneumonidae. The record is from RefSeq and is a predicted model, not a curated record. Gene Ontology annotation, molecular function: phosphatidylinositol-4-phosphate binding. The transcript is spliced from 5 exons.